CACAUCCGGCAGCGUCCAAGACCAUCACCAUGAACACUCUGCUGGUGCUGAGCGCCUUCUUUUCGGCGGCGGUGUGCGCGCCUGGCUUCCUGGGCGCUCCAGGUUUCCCGGGAGUUCCAGGUUUCCUGGGAGCCCCAGGUUUCCCUGGAGGCCCAGGUUUCCCUGGAGCCCCAGGUUUCCCUGGAGCCCCAGGUUUCCCAGGAGCGGCAGGCCUGCUGGGAGCCCACGGCGCGCUGGCAGCAGCUGGCCGCGGCUACGCGGCGCACGCCCCCGCCAACAUCGUGGUGGGGGCGGGCGGCUACGUGCUCGACGCCCCCGACGUGGCCGUCGCCAAGAGCGCCCACCUCGCGGCCGUGGCGGCCACCAGGGCGCGCGACGCUGCCGUCAACGCCGCCGACGCCGCCGCCGCUGCCCACGCCGGCGCCGCACCCGGGUUCCCCGCUCCCGGUUUCCCAGCUCCCGGCUUCCCAGCUCCAGGAUUUCCAGCUCCAGGCUUUCCAGCUCCAGGCUUCCCCACUCCUGGACUGGGCUUCGGCCCCGGUCCUCUGGGCGCCUACGCCCCAGGACACGGCCACGCUAACAUCGUCAUAGGACCAGGCGGAGUGCCGCUCGACACUCCAGAGGUGGCUGCUGGAAAAGUAGCAAACGCCGUCGCCCACCUGCAGGCCAAGGCGCGGACUGGCCAUCUGGGAUGAGCAGACAGCCAAUGUGACUUUCCCAGAUUGUAUUGAGGUUGAUGGUCACGGCACAUUCAUUAUUGUACAAAUUAAUUUAUAUAAAUGGUGCACAGAACUUGUAACCGCUUACAGAGGACUGAAUAAAUUAUAUU
Schistocerca gregaria is the source of this 829-nucleotide messenger RNA. Its product is annotated as cuticle protein 18.7-like. The transcript is spliced from 2 exons. The record is from RefSeq and is a predicted model, not a curated record. NCBI's taxonomy places the organism in Eukaryota, Metazoa, Arthropoda, Insecta, Orthoptera, Acrididae. The coding region runs from base 30 to 695 and encodes 221 amino acids.